This is a messenger RNA of Phodopus roborovskii (desert hamster), 2745 nucleotides long. RefSeq names its product casein kinase 1 epsilon (gene Csnk1e). The transcript has 9 exons. The record is from RefSeq and is a predicted model, not a curated record. Gene Ontology annotation, molecular function: ATP binding; protein serine/threonine kinase activity. The coding region runs from base 180 to 1283 and encodes 367 amino acids. Gene Ontology annotation, cellular component: nucleus; cytoplasm. NCBI's taxonomy places the organism in Eukaryota, Metazoa, Chordata, Mammalia, Rodentia, Cricetidae. Gene Ontology annotation, biological process: signal transduction; endocytosis; peptidyl-serine phosphorylation.
GGGAGCGCGCGAGCCGGCGGCGGGGGCGGGCGGCGGGAGGCGGCAGCGGCGGUGGAGCGCAGAGCCUGAGCCCGGCCGGGCCGAGCGCAGCGCAGCGGGCCGGGGAGAGGCUGGCGCGCCCGCGGCCCCGCGAAUCCUUUGGCAUCCGCCCCGGCGGGCUGCCCCGGCGCGGGUGAAGCAUGGAGCUGCGUGUGGGAAAUAAGUACCGCCUGGGCCGAAAGAUCGGCAGUGGAUCCUUUGGAGACAUCUACUUGGGUGCCAACAUUGCCUCUGGUGAGGAAGUAGCAAUCAAGCUCGAAUGUGUGAAGACAAAGCACCCACAGCUCCACAUUGAGAGCAAGUUUUACAAGAUGAUGCAGGGAGGAGUGGGGAUCCCAUCCAUCAAGUGGUGCGGGGCUGAGGGUGACUACAAUGUGAUGGUCAUGGAGCUGCUGGGGCCCAGUCUCGAGGACCUUUUCAACUUCUGUUCCCGAAAGUUCAGCCUCAAGACGGUGCUGCUGCUGGCCGACCAGAUGAUUAGCCGCAUCGAGUACAUCCACUCCAAGAACUUCAUCCACCGGGAUGUGAAGCCUGAUAACUUCCUCAUGGGCCUGGGGAAGAAAGGCAACCUGGUCUACAUCAUUGACUUCGGCCUGGCCAAGAAGUACCGUGAUGCCCGCACCCACCAGCAUAUCCCCUACCGGGAAAACAAGAACCUGACUGGUACUGCCCGCUAUGCCUCCAUCAACACCCACCUGGGCAUCGAGCAAAGCCGUCGAGAUGACCUGGAAAGCUUGGGCUAUGUGCUGAUGUACUUCAACCUGGGCUCCCUGCCCUGGCAGGGUCUCAAAGCCGCCACCAAGCGUCAGAAGUAUGAGCGGAUUAGUGAGAAGAAGAUGUCAACGCCUAUCGAGGUCCUCUGCAAAGGCUACCCCUCCGAGUUCUCAACAUACCUCAACUUCUGCCGCUCCCUGCGGUUCGACGACAAGCCUGACUACUCCUACCUGCGCCAGCUCUUCCGAAAUCUCUUUCACCGGCAGGGUUUCUCCUAUGACUACGUCUUCGACUGGAACAUGCUCAAAUUCGGGGCUUCCUCGAGCCAGGCUCAGCCCCAAGACAAGGAAGCUCUUGCGCCACCCUGUCCCCGCCCUUGGCCUUGCGCUGGGCCGGCAUACUCACCCACUUACUGGUGCCCGGCGCCCCUGGGCACCCAAGGACCCCCAGAUAGGCCGGUAGAGGAGGUGGACCAACUGCCUCCCCAAAGAUACUGGCCUGUGGUCUGGACUCCAGGGCCCCAGUUCUGACACCGCCAGAGCUAUCUCAGCCCAUCUCAGCCAAGCUUGAGGAAGCACCCUGUGGGAUGGCGGGGUGAGACCCUGUUCCAGAGAGGUGGCUGUUCAGUGGAGAGGGUGACAGAAAAGAUCCCACAUGGGAUUUCUCAAGAAUGAACCAGCUGCCUGAGGGCUAGGACAAGCCUGAAGAAGGGAUAGUGACGUUGCCUGGGAGGGGCUUGGUGGCACAUCACAGGACCUUGUUCCAUCUGGACCUCAUCGUUGGCCUGUGUAUUGAUUCUGAGCUCAUUAAACACUUCCCUUCCCUUCCCGUCGUGUGCCUCUCUUUUCACAGAGUGGCCCUUGGCCUGCUCUAUCCAGUGUCAAGAAUGAGCAUAGAUCUUGUCCUCUGAACACCAAGAUGAACACAAUUAUUUUGGGCUCCUCUUCUCUCUAGGCCAUAGUCAGUGGCCUAGGCCUGUUUUGUUUUGUUUUGUUUUAUGAAGCCUCACAGGCCAGGGACCUUGGGGACAAACUUGUGGCUUUUAUUUAUCUCUGGGGCUGGAGUGAAAAGUGGGCAGGGAAGUUCUGCCCAGCUCAGAGCAUGUUGGUUAAGGGCUUGGUCAUGGGGCUAGCUCUUCUUGUCAAGGCUGCCCAGAGUGUUGGGUACCAGAUGUGUGCUACAGAAAACCAGCUGAAUCCAGUCUGAGGAUGGGCUUGUGUCCUUUUCCUCAGUAAAGCUUGAAGAAUGGAUUUUGUGUUCUCUAGGCCAGUGCAGCCUACUCUAGUAGACUCUGGCCAUGUAGUGCUGACUUUUUCAUUCACUAAAAUUAUUGGAGAUGGACACUGACUUCUCAGUCAUCCACCAGAUUGCACUCAGAAAGUCAUAAGUGGCUGCUCCACCCACCGUGACAAAUGUGAACAUUGGUUAUUCUGGGAGGUUCUAUGGACAGCUGAUGGAGAUGCUUCCUUCACAAUGCCCCUUGUGUUACUGGCCAAACUGACAAAAUUUCAAACUUGGCCAGAUGUGCCCUCCCUGCCCCAUUGCUGCUAUCCUGAUCCCUUCCUUGGAGUCAUCUUGGAAGUAGACUCUAGAGGUCAAAGGUGGACAGCCUUUUCCUCCACCAUGUGUGACCUGCAUGGCCAGCUCCAUUACCAAGAACAUCUACAGGACACACAUCAGAAACUUUCACAGCCAUCACUCCAAGACCAGCCUUUCCCACCUGCCCUGCAAUAAACAAACCAUUACCACUACUCUACAGACAGGGCUCCGUGAGCAACAGACUGGAAAGAUCCACUUCACCUUCCAUAUUCCACCUCAGGGGAGUGGAGUCCCCCAGAUGCUUGAAGCCUGGGAUGUCUCUCUGAGAACACAGCCACUGUUCUAGCCAGGAAGAGAUGCCAUACCACCAAGGACAAGGUCUGCACAGUAGAGCCAGACAUUUGUGUGACUUUGACACUGUUUUCUUGUGGGUAAUAAAGGCCAUGAAAACUC